AUGAAGGAAUGUGAUCUGUGUGAAGAAACGGCACGGAUACACUGCGGGCCGGACCAGGCGAGCUUAUGCUGGACCUGCGACGCCAAGGUGCACUCCGCCAACUUCUUGGUGGCGCGGCAUUCGAGGAACCUCCUCUGCCACGUCUGCCAGUCACCGACGCCGUGGUCCGCCGCCGGAUCCAGCCCUGAACCCACCGUCGCCGUCUGUCAGCUGUGUUUCGGCGGAGAAAUGCGACGGAAGGAGUUUCGGAUGGACGAUAAUGUUUCGCCAGGUGAAAACGUCGUCGUAUUGAGAGGAGGAGGCGGUUGGCCAUGUGAAAGAUUGGAGCUCCGAAAGCCCGUUAGGAAAGAUCCCAAAAAGGGCUCCGGCCCGGUUGGCGUAUUCGAAUUGGGUGUAGAAGCGGGUCUGGAUUCGGGUCAGGCGAAGCUGGAAUUGGAGCUCUACUUGAAGUCCUGUGACUCUAGUCAACACAAAAACUUAGAUGAGACUUGUUUUAUUUCUGUUUAAUAUGAUUGAUUGUUUACUCUAGUCGAAGAACUUUUCAAUACUCCAGCCGAAAGUUUGCAUGUAUUUUAUUAGACCGGAUCGACGUAAAAAGGGACCAGUAACAACCUGCCUCUCUAUAUUUUGUAUAAAACUCAAAUUUUCCGAGUGUAAUUGCUACUUUUGUCGUUUUUAACUUACGAUUAUGUUUUGUAAUUGUAUGUCUCUCGCGUUGCGUUUGAC
Molecule: messenger RNA, 726 nt
Organism: Striga asiatica
Lineage: Eukaryota; Viridiplantae; Streptophyta; Magnoliopsida; Lamiales; Orobanchaceae
Source: the annotation of a GenBank genome assembly